AUGGAACGCAGAUGUAGCCACAAGAGACAGGGGAGUAUCGAAAUGUUGGAAACAAUUGGAGUGGUGAAGAAAGAGAAUGGCAGCAGUAAUCUGCUUCUGCUACCUGCGCACUCCCCUCGGUCUUUUGACUAUGUUCUGGUGAGCCAGAACUCAGAAGAUAAUGAGAGCAAAGGGAGUGUGAAGAAGGAGAGGGACUUCAUUAGUGCUUUAAAGGACAAGAAUCUGCAGAUAAUGAAAUUUGUUGAUGAUGAUAACAUUUUCUAUGGAAUCAAAGCCCCAAAAGAGAUUUUUGAGACAUACAAACAUCUACUUAAAGUGUCUGAUGCCUGUAAUUGGAGCUGUGCGCAUCAGGGUCAUAUACCACAAUCAACGAGGAUACGGAUAGUUGACUUUAUCUUGCACCAUUCCAGCAUAAACACUGAAGGUGGACCAGAGUUCCUGUCAGACCUUAUUAAAAGCAACGUGUUUGCAGCUCAGUUUUGUCUACAUGAGAAAGAGGAACAAAAAGUAUUGAGAAAAAGCUGGGCUCGGUGGACGGCCUGUUUUAAUGGGCAACCCAUAACGAAUGUAAGGAACUACUUUGGGGAGAAAGUCGCUUUGUAUUUCCUGUGGCUGGGAUGGUACACAUUUCUGCUGAUCCCUGCUGCUGUGCUGGGGAUCAUUGUCUUCCUUUAUGGCCUAGCAUUCAUCAAUACUGAUCCUCUCAUAAAGGAAGUGUGUGAAUCGGACACUAUCAUGUGUCCACUGUGUGAUAAGAGAUGCAGAGUCUGGCAGCUCUCUGAUACGUGCACAUUUGCAAAGUUUAGCAUGCUUUUCGAUAAUGAGGGAACAGUCGCAUUUGCAAUGUUUAUGGCAGUCUGGGCUACUGUGUUUUUAGAGUUCUGGAAAUGCCACAGAGCAUCAUAUGUAUAUGAGUGGAAGGUCUUUGACUGGUGUGAAGAAGAGGAGGAGCUGAUUCUGGAAAUUGUGAAUAAUUAUAACUGUGAACCAAGGAAUCAAAGUCACUCCUACCUACGGAGCACAGUAAUAAUGGUGUUGGUGACACUCAUGCUGCUGCUGAUCAUUGGCUUGACACAUGCCUUGGUGGUCUUCAGGGUAAUAGCCAGCGUGGAGUUUGCUAAGCACACUGACUGGCCGUUCCUCAGUGAAAACUCCAUUAUAGUGGCUUUCUUGCUAGCAGCUGUACUGCAUUUCAUCACAAUAACAGUCAUGACUCAUGUCAAUCGAAUAGUGGCCCUAAAGCUGUGCGAAAUUGAGAAAGUACGGUCCCACGAUGCCAUUGAAAGGAGUUUCACAGUAAAGAUGUUCACCUUCCAGUUCUUCACUCUUUUCUCCUCACUCAUUUACACUGCAUUCUUCCUUGGCAGGAUAAAUGGACAUCCUGGGGGUUAUGUGAGGAUAGCUGGAAUCUGGAGAUUAGAGGAGUGCCACCCUAGUGGUUGUCUGAUGGACCUGUUCAUUCAGAUGGGCGUCAUCAUGUUCCUCAAACAGACCAUCAGCAAUGUGAUUGAGUUCUCUGGCCCUUGGUUCAUGCGCUGGUUGAAGAGAAGGAAGAGUCGGAAACUGAGGAGAAAAGUUUGUCAGUGCUUGAAGAAAGAAUGUAUGGUAGCCACAGCAGGGAGUGCUGAACUGUGUGACAAUUGCAAAAUUAAAGAUCUGCUCAGGAACUUUGAUCUGAAGCAUGUCGACAGCUUCAGCCUUUUCAAUGAGUUCCUAGAGAUGGUUCUGCAGUUCAGUUUCACCACCAUCUUUGUGGCGGCGUUUCCUCUGGCUCCUCUGCUGGCUCUGCUCAACAACAUCAUCGAGAUCAGGCUGGAUGCCAUAAAAAUGGUCACCUUGGAGCGCAGGCUGCUGCCCAAGAAGACCAAAGACAUUGGUGUUUGGACAGAUGUGCUGGAAAUAAUUGGUGUGCUAGCAGUCAUUGCUAACGGUAUGGUCAUUGGGAUUACGUCUGAUUUUAUCCCUCGUUUGGUAUAUCGCUACCGCUAUGGACCCUGUGCUUCCUCCAAUGCUACUGAUGUUGAUUGUAUGUCUGGUUAUAUCAAAAAUACUCUGUCCAUUGCUAAUAUCAAUGAUGAAAACAUCCGAAGAGACUUUUUACCACUACAGCUGAUUACGCACAAUCAAAUGAAUGUGACAUACUGCAGCUAUAAAGAUUAUCGGAGUAAUGAGGACUAUACCUUGACCAGUCAGUUUUGGGUCAUCCAGGCAGUCCGUUUUGCUUUCAUCAUUCUAUUCGAGCAUGUGGUGGUGGUGUGUAAGAGCAUAGCAGGGUGGUAUGUCCCAAGCUCUCCUUUAGAGGUGAAAAACAACAGGCUAGAAGACAAACUGCACAGACUCAAGAAAGAGCUGAGACCUGAAAGAGAAAGAUGUACUCUGUCUGAGAAUGCCUGA
Molecule: messenger RNA, 2394 nt
Organism: Electrophorus electricus (electric eel)
Lineage: Eukaryota; Metazoa; Chordata; Actinopteri; Gymnotiformes; Gymnotidae
Source: RefSeq, a predicted model, not a curated record